GUUCCUGAGUCAGCUCCCUAAUCAAACAGCAGCUAAAUGGAAUGAGUAGGUGUUGCUUCAGCACAUCGGAGGUCAGCGGUUUCAUAUCCGGGAUUUCUGUGGGGCAGUCAGCUGACAGCAGUCAGGCUGCUGUGUGAGAACUUCGACAAGAAACUGAUUAAAACCCAAGUAAUCUCUGAUCAAGUAAACAUGGCAUCUAAUCCACCCACACUGAAGAUUGAGAUAACUUCCAAUGAAAGGCUGAAAAACUUGAAGGAUCAUUUUGAAGCAAAGUUUGGAGAAUCUCCUCUCUUCUAUGCAUGUGCACCUGGAAGGGUAAAUCUAAUAGGCGAGCACAUUGACUACUGUGGAUACUCAGUCCUGCCAAUGGCCAUCGAGCAGAACAUCCUGGCCGCCGUGUCUGUGAACAACUCCGGAACGAUCCAGCUGGCAAACACAAAUCCUCAGUACCAAGAUUUUAAAGUGUCCUGCUCAGAGGACAUUGUCAUAGACAGAGAAAAUCCAAAGUGGUAUUAUUAUUUUCUCUGUGGAGUCAAAGGUAUCCAGGAGAAGUUUGGGAUUGGUUGUCUGGCUGGAAUGUCUUGUGUUGUUGAUGGAACCAUUCCUCCCAGUUCCGGUCUGUCCAGUUCAAGUGCCUUAGUUUGCUGUUCUGGCCUCUUAACAAUGGAGGCAAACCAGAAGUCUCUUUCUAAGGUGGAUCUAGCUGAGAUAUGUACCAAAAGUGAGCGCUACAUCGGGACAGAGGGAGGAGGCAUGGACCAGUCCAUAUCAUUCCUGGCAGAGAAAGGAACUGCGAAGCUGAUAGAGUUCCAGCCUCUGAGGGCCACCGAUGUCAAGCUCCCAGACGGGGCCGUGUUUGUGAUCUCCAACUGCUGCGUUGAGAUGAACAAAGCUGCUUCUUCUCACUACAACAUCCGGGUGGUGGAAUGUCGGAUUGCAACAAAGAUGUUGGCGCAGGCUCGAGGCCUGGAUCCGAGCAGGUUGGUGAAGCUCUUUCAGGUUCAGACGGAGCUGAAGGCCUCCCUGGAGGAGAUGCUGGCCCUGGUGGACGAGGUGCUGCAUCCUGAGCCGUACAGCCGUGAGGAGAUCUGUAAAGUGCUGGGCAUCACCACCGAGCAGAUGUGCACAGAGCUGCUGAGCGCUAACACUCAGCAUGUAACAAAUUUCAAGCUUCACCAGCGAGCCAAGCAUGUGUACGGUGAAGCUGAACGCGUGAUGAGGUUUAAGAGCGUUUGCGACGCUGGAGCUGCAGGAUCCAUAACCCUGCUGGGAGAGCUGAUGAACCAGAGCCAUGCAAGCUGCAGAGACCUGUACGAGUGCAGCUGCCCAGAACUGGACCGGCUGGUGGACAUCUGUCUGAAGUCGGGAGCCGUCGGCUCCAGGUUGACCGGAGCGGGCUGGGGAGGCUGUGCUGUUUCCAUGGUUACCGGCGAGAAGGCGGCGUCUUUCCUCCGAGCCGUCAGAGAUGCUUACUACACGCCGGACCCACGCAGAGCGGCGAUGGAGAAACAAAGUCUGUUUGUGACGAAGCCGGCGGGAGGAGCUGCAAUCCUACUGGAGGAGUGAAUUACAUAACCGAUGUUUACUUGUUUAUUUUGCAAACAAAUCAACUAAAACAAAUGCAAACUGUAAUUUUUUUUUUUACAUUCAGAAGGUGGAAUUUAGGAUGUUAAUCUUUUUUUUUUUUUUUUUUGCUUUUCUACAGGUGGGAACAUAAGGGCCAAAUAUGCACUUUUGUGAUAUUUUCUUAUGAUUUUCUAAAAAAUUAAUCUGGGAGAUGAUGUCAGAUGAUUUUGUACCCAAAAAUAAAACCAAGCUGUAAAAUCAACUGUAUUUGUACAGUAUAAAAUACUGGUACACUUUAUUAAGGAAUAAGUAAUAUCCAAACAAGUUUAAUUAAAAGGCAAAAGAAUAAAAACACGGACGGUUCAAUUCACUAAAUCUAAAACAAAACCAAUGGAAACUGUAAUAAAAAAAAACAAAACAGGAAAUUAUGGUGCUAUUUUUUUUUAAAACUUUUCUAUAAAUGGUGACAGAAGGGCAAAAUAUCCAUCUGUAAGUGUGAUAUGUAUUUUCUUGAUUUUUUUAAAAAUUAAUCUGGGGGAUGAUGUCAAAUGAUUUUCCACCCAAAAAUAAAACCAAACUCUAAAAAACUUUA
Xiphophorus hellerii (green swordtail) is the source of this 2158-nucleotide messenger RNA. It is a transcript of the gene galk2, whose product is annotated as galactokinase 2. The coding region runs from base 190 to 1566 and encodes 458 amino acids. Gene Ontology annotation, biological process: carbohydrate phosphorylation; galactose metabolic process. Lineage: Eukaryota; Metazoa; Chordata; Actinopteri; Cyprinodontiformes; Poeciliidae. Gene Ontology annotation, cellular component: cytosol; cytoplasm. The transcript has 10 exons. The record is from RefSeq and is a predicted model, not a curated record. Gene Ontology annotation, molecular function: galactokinase activity; ATP binding.